GGCAGUAAGAUCGAGCGAGGAGCCCAAGAAGCGAGCGCGCAUCCCGAAGCUCGAGCUGCCUCCGCUGCGCGACCCAGCCUCUGCCGCCGCCGCCUGCGCCGCGAGAUCAGCCCCGGCCUCCCCGAGAGCGAGCCCCGGCCGCGGCGACCACCAGCCGCGCUAACCGCCGACCAACCGCCACCGAGGCGCAUGAGCGAGAGCAGAGGAGGAGGAGGCAUGAGCGAGGCGGGCGAGGCCACCAUCAUCACCACCACCCUCCAGCAGGCUCCGGCGGAGGCGGCCGCCGCGGCUCGCCAGGACCCCGCGACCAAGAGCCGGGUGGGCAGCGGUGCACCCCAGGCCGCGGCCCCGGCGCCCGCCGCCCUCGUCGCAGGAAACCCGGGUGGGGACGGGGCCCCCGCAGCCACGGGCACCGCGGCCGCCGCCUCUUUAGCCACCGCCGCCGACAGCGAAGACGCGGAGAAAAAGCUAGGCUAGGCUAGCUUUGAUGGGCUCCUAGAAGACGACUGGUCACCAGAAAGGCCAAGUCAUGAUUAGAAGCUUGGAACUUUUAGCCCCACACCCAACCUCUCGGUGGGCAGAGGGGCUGAAGGUUGAGUUAAUCAGCAACGGGCAAUGAUACAAUCAAUCAUGGCUAUGUAGUGAAGCCUCCAUAGAAACCCAGAAGGACAGGGUUCAGAGAGCUUCUGGGUUGCUGAACACGUGGAGGACCCUUGAGGAUGGCACACCUGGAGACAGAAUGGGAACUGUAUGCCCCUUCCCAGCCCUGUGCAUCUCUUCCACGUGGCUGUUCCUCUGUAUCCUUUGUAAUGUCCUUUAUGGGUAACUGUUUACCUAAUCUGUAAGUGUAAGAUGCAGUCGAUGAAAAGUACUAUGGGAAUUCUUGAGCAAAUCAGACCAUUCAAAAGGAAACCAC
Pan troglodytes (chimpanzee) is the source of this 916-nucleotide messenger RNA. Its product is annotated as Y-box-binding protein 3-like. The transcript has 2 exons. The record is from RefSeq and is a predicted model, not a curated record. NCBI's taxonomy places the organism in Eukaryota, Metazoa, Chordata, Mammalia, Primates, Hominidae. Bases 190 to 477 code for a protein of 95 amino acids.